AUGUGGAGAGGUUAUGCAAGAGGGCAUGUAGCCAUAGCAGUGGACAAUAAAGAACCCAGUAAACUUGCUCUCAGUUGGGCCUUCGUGAAUAGAAAUUUUAUAGGUGUUAACCCUGUCAUACUAAUCCAUGUUGUUCGAACCCCACCAACAGGUAUCCACCAGGCGCAAUCCGAUGAUGAGGUUAUGGAAAUGCUAAUUCCACAUCGUAGCUAUUGUACUAAAAGAAAUGUGCAAUAUGAGGUAGUGAUAGUUCGCGACGAGAAUGUGGCAGCUGGAAUCCUUGAAUAUGUGUCCUCUCAAGUGGACAUCAGAGUAUUAGUUCUUGGCUCAUCAACUAAGAGAAGCAGAAAGAGUGCACUUUCCAGGAUAUUCAAGAAAAAGAAGAAUCGAGAGGAUGAUGUUGAGAUUGAGACUACUGUAUUGAAAUGGUUGCCACCUCACUUUCGUGUUCAUGUUAUAUACAAAGGGAAUAUGACCUCUUAUUGGGAUAACUUAGCGGCUCAAAGAUAUAAGUAUCGACGUCUAUCUCCACUCAACCGUAAUCCACGGGUCCGCAUUAAUAACUACCCAGAAGUUGAGUUGGAUUAUGAAGAAAACAACAACCCGCCAUUAAGCUUUGGAAAUGAGAGCCCAGACAACAAUGAUUCCAUCUCAUUUUAUGAAAAUUUGCAUUCUAGACAAACAGUUGGUGGAUCUUCAUCAUCAAAUAAUUUAAACUCAGAUGAUGAUGAGCCCUUGUUCUUGCUAGACAAGAUGAAAGAUGAAGUCAUAAGACAAGAAGUAGUAGGGCCUAAGAAAGCAAUAAUGGAGUUUUACCAUGAAGCACAAAUAUCAAAACAAAAGUUGAUGAAUAAUGAACUGAAAGGUUGCAACAUGAAACAAGAACAAAUAAUGAAAGAAGCUGAAUCAGAAAAAGUAUUAAAAUCUGAGGCUGCAAUUGAAGAAGUAGAAAGGUUAGCAGAGCAAGCGGUGGGGGAGAACAGAAUGUCAGAAGCACAAGCAAAAGCAGUGAUGGAAGCAGAUUCAAUGCAAAAACUUUUUGAUGCUUUGCACCAUUGUGAUGGGUGGAACUCAAUAAUGAAUAUGAUGUCUGAUCAAGAAGAAACACACAACUGGAUGUCUAGUCCAUUUCAUGUGGCAACAUGA
This is a messenger RNA of Arachis stenosperma, 1146 nucleotides long. RefSeq lists its product as uncharacterized. NCBI's taxonomy places the organism in Eukaryota, Viridiplantae, Streptophyta, Magnoliopsida, Fabales, Fabaceae. The transcript is spliced from 8 exons. The coding region runs from base 1 to 1146 and encodes 381 amino acids. The record is from RefSeq and is a predicted model, not a curated record.